CUCGUACGUUGACAUUUCGUGUGAGACUUCGAUUAAAAAUUUGGAUUUUGGAGUCACACGGAAGGCGGGAUGAUGUGACUACCAAAUGUCUUUCUCGUUCACAUGUCUUCUAUGCGACUCCAAUGUGGGACCAUAAUGUUGUCUAUUUGAUUUCUAGCCCGGUCUCCGGGGCUUCGCCAUGUCCAUAAUCUACGUGGGUGAUUUGCCUACUGUAUUGCCAAUUCUUUCAUUUCCCACUUUUGCGUUGAAGUCGCCCAUUACGUAGAUGAUGUCAUCUGAGUUGCAUUGUUUGUAAGGUUUGUCUAGAUCUUCGUAGAAAUUCGUGAUUGCAUCUUCAUCAGAGUCAGCUGUUGGUGCGUAACAUUGAAUAAAUGAGAUGUUAAAAGGCUUGCCGUGAAGCUUUACAAGAAGAACUCUGUCUGAAACCGCCCAAAAGCCUUUCAAACUCUUGGAGGUUUCUUUGGUAAGAGGUAUGCCUACUCCUCUUUCGUGUUGAUCCCCUCCAGAGUAGAAUAAAGUAAAGUUAUCUGUUGUGAAUGAUCCAGCACCGGUCCAUCUGACUUCGGCUAGUCCUAACACAUUGAUCUGCAACCUUUGCAUUUCUUUCUUUACGUUUUCUAAUUUUCCUUUUUGGAACAUAGUUCUUACAUUCCAGGUUCCUAUUUUGAGUGAAUUCUUCGUGCGAACAAUAGCCUGUUGACGAUCGAGUGUCACCUGCCGUGCAUGACCAUCUCUACCGAGUGAGGUGUGCUCUCUGAGAACCGCCUUCACGCUGUUGUUUUGACAUUUCAUAACCCGAAAAUUUAAUAACAUAUUAGUUUAUUUUUAUGGAUAGAUAUCCGAAAGUGUCAACUACAAACUGGAAAGUGAGCGAUAUUUUCGUAGAUUAGACGUGCUAUCGGAUUUCCUUGUAGCCCUAGAAUCAAUAAUUUUUCAGCGUGUCUCUCAUUUUCUUGUAUCAGCCAAAUAGAAAAUUCAUAACUUUUGAAUGAAGCAAUAGGGGCCCAAAGCAUUUAACUGUUUUUCCUAGGCCACUAUAUAGGAUGUAUGGGCAAGAGUUCUUUGAAAUCGGAGGUUGACAUCUGAAAAGGUUCCCUCGUGAGUGUAUGGAAUCAAUAUCGAUCUACACCAGAAUACCAAGAUACACUCAUUUAUAUGGAUUAUACCGUGGAGUUCAAUGAAGAUUUUGAAAAUCAAUAAAAAAUACUCUUGAGGAUUUCUAGAAAUUUUUGGAAAUUAGAGAAUAUGUUUUUAUUGAUCUUAGGUACAUAAUUAGGUUCAACAGAUAAAAUAGAGUAUGUCUUCAUAUUUUGAAGUAGUUCGAAUGGAUCGAGUUUGACAGAGUUAUGAAUUUUAAUUUUUGAUACAAAUAUCCAAAAAUGGAUUAUUCCACUAUACAGGUUUUAACAAGGUCUUUGAAUUUUAUUGUUUCAAGCAGCAUAGUCGAAAACGUAUGUUUGCAUUUAUUUUUCAGAUUCGAAGACUUAAGGAGUGGUCGAGACAUACCGUCGUGGAAUACGUGACACGUCCGAAUAGAAAUCUAAGGCUUUUUUUAGAGCACCAUCCGGUUGUUCGAGGUCACCUCCUGGAGUUCCAAAUCCACUCGUUUUUCAUCACACGGGAAUUAAUCAUGGCUAUUGUCUUCUACCACGCAAAAUAAACGAACAACCUAUCAAAUUCUAAUCAAAAUUUUCUGAGGAAAUGAGACUCACGAGAGACACACCGAAAAAUUAUUGAUUCUAGGGCUACGAGGAAAUCCGAUAGCACGUCUAAUCUACGAAAAGAUCGCUCACUUUCCAGUUUGUAGUUGACACUUUGUGAUGUCUACCCAUCAAAAUAAACUAAUAUGUUUCUAUAUUAAAUUUUCAGGUUAUGAAAUGAAAAUAAGUAAAGGAACAAUCUCUAUGUCUCAUGUAGAGUCCUGCGGGUUUAACUCGAUUGUUCGGGAUUUCGAAACUUUUUCUCGAGCUCGGGUCUAGGACGAGUUUGAGUUCAUCCGAAGGGAUCUCCGAUCGGGUUUCUGUUUUAAAGCUUACAUUAUUUUUCUGAGAGAACGUCUGCCAUUUUAUUCCAGAAAAAACUAAGAAAAGCAAAUCUAUUACUGAGCAUGCUAGACGUUUAUCACAAAAAUAGAAAUAUCAAGUCUUUUGUUAAGUCUUUUACUUUUCCACUGUCAGUAAAAACUAUCAGCACUUUGAUAGAGUUUCUGCUUCUUGACUGGUAAUUGUCCAUGCUCAUCAUUUUCAUCUGACUGUUUUCGCUUUCCAGUACCGUUAUCCAUCGGUAUUUGUGUAUCGAAACGUUUUAAUAAAGACAAAUUUCUUUCGAGAAGAGGAGCAUUACUUACCGGGCAAAGAGGGCAUUACUUUACUGGAAAAAAUUUACCGAGCUUAGGACGGGUUUUGUUCGAAAAAAUCGAGACCUGGAAAUUUUCUGACGGGUUCGGAACGGGUUUCAAAUUUACAAGAUCGGAUUCGAAAAUCUCAAACCCGCAGGACUCUAGUCUCAUGAUAUACUGGCAAUUAAAUGUUCACGCCGCACCGUGAUCUGAGACUUUAGCAAUUUUUCUGUUCAAUAUAUCUUACAUUUUAGUGAAACGAAUCUAUUUACAAAUGUUAUUCAUUUAAAUAUAACAUUAAAAGAUUGUACAGAAUUCGUUUUACUAUUUGAACGAAAUCGUUUACCAUAUCUUGAAUAUUUAAAUAUAUUAUUUCAAUUUAAUGCUAUUGAGGAGAAUUCCUAUAAUAUAUAUAAUCGAGAUAUCAUUUUAUUAAAUGAAAAUGAUUUUAAACGAAUAGCAAAAUACUUUUCAUCGACAUUAAAAUAUUUAAAAUUAAAAAAUAUUUUAUUUCAAAAUAUUCGACUAUUACUGACACAAUUGCCAUUGAAAUUUGUCGAAAAACUAGAUCUCUAUCAUAUUUAUACCUGGUGUGAUAAUGAUCGCGAUGUAUUCGAUGGUAUACAAUGGGAGAGUUUAUUGAACACAAAUUUACCAAAGUUAUCAAAAUUGAAUUUUAGUAUCUACCAUUAUGAUUAUUCAAUAAAAGAGGAAAGUAAAGAUGUAAUAAUACUUUCAACAAUGCAAACAUUUCGAACAUUGUAUUGGAUCGAACAUAAUUGGUUGGUUGAUUAUUCGACUGAUGCGGAACGAAAAUUAUUUGUUAUCUAUAUAGCGAGAAGAAAUAAGCAGGAAUUUAAAAAUGUCAAUUUAUUUAGUCAUAAAACAUUGAUAGUUAAUCAACACAAGAUUAAAUGGUGGUGGCAAUCACCUACAUUGUCAUUAUCAAGCUUAACGGAUACAGUAAAAAUAUUUUCGUCAAAUUUAAAAGUUUUAAAUAUAGAUUGUUCAAUGUUUGAACCACCACGAACAAUAGUAAUAAUGCAGGUAGGUGCUACAUUUAUAGUAGAAGUCUCCAAUUGCUCAUCGAAUCAAAAUUUUAAUCUCAAAAAUUUAAAAAACGGCUUAAUUUUGAAAAACAAACAAAACUCGAACACAUUGUGUUUGUUUUUUAACCUUGGAAGUUUUUUAUUCUUGUUCUCUGUAACAGUCUGAAUCUAAAAAAUAGUAUUUCAGUCCUGUUCAAGUAUACUAUGACUUGAAAAAUUUUAGUUUUUCGCUAAUAGCCAAAAUUCCGUUCAUGUUGGCGCAAAAUUAAAAUUAAAAUUUUAAAAUUUCCAGUUUUUUUAAAUUUCCGACAAUCAAACUUUUGAUUCAAAAGGUUAACACAUUGACCGCGAGUAACGCUCGUUGUUUAUUUCGCUCGUCGUCAUAAAAAGGGUUUUGAAUCAAAAUCUAUUCCGAUCGGGAGAUAAUCAAAACAAAACAUAUAGAUAAAAAAAGAUGAUGUUCGCGGAAAAUUUCGGCCAUACCACGCAAAAGAGCUUAAAAAACUGUUUCAGAUUCUUUUAUCCUUGUGACCAAUUCUUUCCUCCGAUCAGCCAUCUAUUUUUAAAUAAUUCUCGAAGGUCACAUUCUGCACUCUAAAAAGAAUGCGACUUCAGCGAUGUGUCUGCUGAGAAAAAGUGUCUUGUAUGUGACUAGAUUGCGUCUUCAAAAUAAUAGGUGUCUUCUAUAUGUCUUCAAUGCGUCUACUAGUAGGCCUAUAGAAGUCACAUUGGAGUCGCAUAGAAGACAUGUGAACGAGAAAGACAUUUGGUAGUCACAUCAUCCCGCCUUCCGUGUGACUCCAAAAUCCAAAUUUUUAAUCGAAGUCUCACACGAAAUGUCAACGUACGAG
Messenger RNA from Didymodactylos carnosus, 4238 nucleotides. The record is from the annotation of a GenBank genome assembly. Lineage: Eukaryota; Metazoa; Rotifera; Eurotatoria; Philodinida; Philodinidae.